AUGCGACAUUCAACAUCCAUAUAUCUAGCUGCUCUGGGAUUUUCCGAUUUCUUUCUUAUUCUCACUGCAAUGUUCCUUUUCGUAUUGGAAGCAUGGCGACAUCACAAUCAUCCCUGCACACAUUAA
Cooperia oncophora is the source of this 126-nucleotide messenger RNA. The record is from the annotation of a GenBank genome assembly. NCBI's taxonomy places the organism in Eukaryota, Metazoa, Nematoda, Chromadorea, Rhabditida, Trichostrongylidae.